GGAGGCCGUAGCCAUGGCGACGAAGAAGUUGGCCAGGCAGCUUGGCAUUAUCAGAAGAAUUUCUAAAACAUCACCCACUGGCCAAAGUCAUGGCAAACCCAAACUGAGGCAAUUGUUUGACUACUUAGUAAUUAUUGAUUUUGAGUCUACGUGCUGGAAAGAAGGCAGAAAAUGUUACACUCAAGAAAUCAUUGAAUUUCCAGCAGUUCUAUUAAACACCUUGAAUGGAGAGAUUGAAUCUGAAUUCCACAUGUACGUGCAGCCUCAGGAACAUCCCAUUCUCUCUGAAUUUUGCACUGAGCUAACUGGCAUAAAACAGAACCAAGUUGAUGAAGGCGUCCCUCUUCAUAUAUGCCUGUCUCAGUUUUCUAAAUGGAUUCAAAAGAUGCAGAAGGAAAAAAACAUUGUUUUCAGUUCAGGUCAUUCUUCGGAAGGAAAAUUGUGCGCUUUUGUUACAUGGUCAGACUGGGACCUGGGGGUGUGUUUGCAAUACGAGUGUAAAAGAAAGCAACUGAGAAAACCAGAUGUUUUAAACUCCUGGAUUGAUCUCCGGGCAACUUACAAGCUCUUUUACUGUCGGAAGCCACAUGGGCUAAACGGUGCUUUGCAGGAUGUGGGGAUCAUAUUUGCAGGACGGGAGCAUUCUGGGCUGGAUGACUCCCGGAAUACUGCCUGCCUUGCAUGGAAGAUGAUAUGCGAUGGGUGUGUGAUGAAAAUCACUAAAUCUUUGGAUAAGGCACCUCCUGCGAAGAAUUCCAUUGCCAGAUUUUUGUCUCCGAAACCUACUGAAGGAAGUCCUUUGGGGAGCAGCGAUGGUGCAGGAAUGUCAUGUCUGGACGAGAGCAAAAAUGCUGGAGUUACCACGGGAAUUAAAAACAAGAAGGAAAACCAACAGCAAGAGUUCACUCCUGUUCAUCUGCACAAAAACGCCCAUGUUCUGUCGAGUAAUGCCUCAAAGACUGAUGGAUAUAGUAGUGUCCAAAGCUGCUUGAUCGAAAGGCUCAAUUCCCCUCUUGGCUCUUUUCAGCCUUCGCAUAACUCUUUGGGCAUCCAGAGUGGGCUAAAUAACAGGCACCCAAUUUCCAGUUCUUCAGUGCAUAAUCCAGGACUGGUUUUAGUCUCAACCACUCUUUCCUCCGUCAGUAUUUCAGAUAUAGACAUAAGUACCACUCCAGAUUGUUUAUCAGCGCUGGCCAACUGGGAGGAUGUAGCUUUAAUACCAGCAUCGCAAGAUGAUGAAGGUUUGGGGUGUUUGCAGCAGGAUGAUGACACAAGCCAUAAGAGUUCAUUGACCGUUGAAGAGAGGAUGGAUCUGAAUAAGUCUCACAUGAUGAACUUGGGAUCUAAAAGUGUUGCGGAUGCUACUCUGAAUCUGGAACUCCCUAAGUCUGUUGUGUACAAAAGCCCCAGCACUACGAUUUACAACGUUGGCAUAGCCCCAAAUAAGUUCUCAGAUACUUCUGCGUUUAAGCUCCCCGCUGCAAAAGCAAGUGCUGCUUCCAUUGAUGUGUCAAAUGGAAACCCUUUCAGAUUGUCAUCUGAAGCUCAUAAAAGGAAGCCUUCCAGUCCAAAAUCAGUUCCUCCAGCAAAGAAACCACCCUUUAUAGUUUAUGAAGACAAAGGCGCAACGCCUAGUACCUCCCAGCUAGUCAGGAGGCUGGGUUCCUACCGCGUCCCUUCUGGCAUCUUAAACUCCUCAGUCAACUUAAACCAGCCUUUAAAGGCUGCAGAGACUGGGAGAGUGACCCCUCCUCUGUGCAGAUGCGGUCGAAGGGCCAGAAGGCUAAAUGUUUCAAAUGGUGGUCCGAAUCAUGGCAAAGCGUUCUAUAGCUGCCCAGUUGGAAAGCAGGCGGGGAAUAGAAAGGGCUGCGGUUAUUUCAUAUGGGAGCAUGCUCUUCAAAAGGAGAAGCUCACACUCCCUCCCUCCAGUGCUCUGGGGCUGCCAUGUACUGGGCGCAGUUUCAGUUCAUCAGGAAAUUCUGAAAAGAAGACCCUCAUUCUCCGACCUUCUAUGCGAACCUAGCCAAGGACUACCUCCUUGACCUUCUUCCUGGAGAAAAAUGUCUCACACCGUCACAAAUGAAAGAGGCUAUUAGCUUUGUUUCCCCAUCUUAGAAUAUUCUUUCAAAUUGUGCUGCAAAUGGGCUGUCUAUAAGCUUCUAAAGUGAGAAGUAAAAGGAUGGGCGUCCCUGAAAGGAUUUUGACAGUAUUGCUGAGGAUAAACCAAAUGCGGAUCAGUAGGUGGCCUUGCCUUUUAAAGUUAUCCUGCUUUUUC
Messenger RNA from Zootoca vivipara (common lizard), 2275 nucleotides. It is a transcript of the gene ERI2, whose product is annotated as ERI1 exoribonuclease family member 2. The record is from RefSeq and is a predicted model, not a curated record. Gene Ontology annotation, molecular function: 3'-5'-RNA exonuclease activity; nucleic acid binding; zinc ion binding. Lineage: Eukaryota; Metazoa; Chordata; Lepidosauria; Squamata; Lacertidae.